UUCAUUUUUGGGUGCACUGCGUUCUUAUUUCCUCUAUUCUAGUAUGCUCCCAGUUUGGAUAAUAACAGGUUUUCUAGUUUAUCCAAGUUAUCAGCAAAAUAAUUCCACUGAUAAUUCCACUUCUACCGAUGACUUUGACUAUUCAAGAUGUCCUACUGGGUGCAUAUUCGACGGAAGUAUAUUGUAUUCUGAUAGCAUCAAGAAUUUCCCAAAAAAAUGUUCAACUGUUUGCGCUCCUGAUGCAUUAUACAUUGGUUAUGAAACAGAUCUUACUGAAAAACAGCUGACAUCCACAUUCAAAAACCUAAAGCAUUUGAUAGGAUCUCUGUAUAUGUUUCGUUCAAAGUUCAAGUCUGCCAGUUUUCUGAGUGGUCUUGAAACUAUUGAGUGCGAUAACAUUGGGUUUUUCAAGAUCUCCCUGAAUGAUAAAAUGACGGAAAUUGGAAUGCCGAAUUUGACAAAUGUUUCGUGUCGGGUUGAGAUCACAGCUAAUGUUAAACUGUUGAAACUAAACUUACCAUUAAUGAAACCAAUGUAUUCGCUGACUGCAAACUACACUCGGAUAGAUGUAGACAUCGAAAACAAUUCAGAAAACUUUUGCAUAACAAUUCAAGAAAUGUCUAAUCUCCAGAGUAACAAAGAUAUCGUUUUUGGAUUAAAUGGGAUUUCUGGAAAAUACUGUCCAGCUUCAAAAUCCGAUGUUGCGUUGGGCACUUUGUGCAAUAUAGAAAACUCCACAUUAUCCGAGAUUAAUUCCACGUGUGUAAACCUGGUUGGAGAUUUGAUCAUUGAUGAAUCAAAUGAGGAACAUGUUCAGAAGUUGAACAGCGUUGAAUCAAUUUUUGGAAGUCUUACUAUUGACAAUACAAACCUAACGAGCAUUGAUUUUUUAAGCAAGUUAAAAAAUAUUGUUAGUUUAAAAGAAAAUCAUCUUGCUAUCCGAGUUGAAUACAACUCCGAACUAACUAAUGUAUCGUUUCCGGAAAUUCAAAGAGUCGAAUCUCGAGUAUAUGUCCCAAUUGUUUUCAAUAAUAAUAGUCAGGAGCUUUUGAUGAGCCCAAGUUUUUGCAAUGACAUCAGAAAUAAUUUGAGCGGAAACAAGUCAUGGGUUGUGAAAUUUGACAACAAAGUUUGUGCUUAUCAAAAAAAUGGAAUUUGCACCCACAAUUAGGAAAAAAUUGCCGCCACAUCAAAUGAACUGACAACGAAUUUCAGACGAUAUCGAGGAAGUCUCUGAUGUCGAAAAAUAUGCACGAACGACGGAUAUACCAACUCUGAUGUUAAUUCUUUACUGUUUUUAUCGCAUUUUCACAUAACUUCAAAAUAGUUUGAGAUUCAUAAACCUUU
Caenorhabditis elegans is the source of this 1347-nucleotide messenger RNA. RefSeq names its product Receptor L-domain domain-containing protein (gene irld-11). Lineage: Eukaryota; Metazoa; Nematoda; Chromadorea; Rhabditida; Rhabditidae. Bases 44 to 1171 code for a protein of 375 amino acids. The record is from RefSeq and is marked reviewed. The transcript is spliced from 6 exons.